GGCCGGGUCGGGCGCGACGAGGUGCUGAGCGUCGGUGUGUCGUCAACGUGUGUGCGACGCGGGGAGAGUGCCGCCGCCAAGAAGCUUGUUGACCGAGGGGCGGGGGAGGUGGUUGUCCUCCUCCUGCUCUCGGGGCCCGCCGGCAGCAUGCAGAACGUCAUCAACACGGUGAAGGGGAAGGCCCUGGAGGUGGCCGAGUACCUCACCCCUGUGCUCAAGGAGUCAAAGUUCAAAGAAACUGGAGUAAUCACACCUGAAGAAUUUGUCGCAGCUGGAGAUCACUUAGUUCACCACUGUCCUACUUGGCAAUGGGCUUCAGGAGAAGAACUAAAAGUCAAGGCUUAUCUGCCAACAGACAAACAGUUUUUGGUAACUAAAAAUGUGCCAUGUUACAAAAGGUGUAAGCAGAUGGAGUACUCGGAUGAGCAGGAAGCAAUUAUAGAAGAAGAUGAUGGUGAUGGGGGAUGGGUAGACACUUUUCACAAUGCAGGUAUAGUGGGUGCAACAGAAGCAGUUAAGGAGAUCACACUAGACAGUAAGGAAAUUAUAAAUACAGCAGAUCAUUCAGCAUCUUGUGAAGAUGAUGAUGAUGAAGAUGAAGGAGAAGCUGCAGACAUGGAAGAGUAUGAAGAGAGUGGGCUAUUGGAGACAGAUGAUGCAACACUUGACACAAGACAGAUCGUAGAAGCUAACAAGGCUAAAGUUGAUGUUGGAGGGGAAGAUGCUAUUCUACAGACUAGAACUUACGACCUCUACAUCACUUACGACAAAUAUUACCAAACUCCAAGACUCUGGUUAUUUGGAUAUGAUGAGCAGCGGCAGCCUUUAACAGUAGAGCAUAUGUAUGAAGAUAUUAGCCAAGAUCAUGUCAAGAAAACGGUAACCAUUGAAAACCAUCCUCAUCUUCCUCCACCUCCCAUGUGCUCAGUUCACCCAUGCAGGCAUGCAGAAGUCAUGAAGAAAAUCAUUGAGACUGUUGCAGAAGGUGGGGGAGAACUUGGAGUUCACAUGUACCUUCUUAUUUUCUUGAAAUUUGUACAGGCAGUCAUUCCAACGAUAGAAUAUGACUACACAAGGCACUUUACAAUGUAACUAAAAUAAGAAGUGUCUCCUCUAAUUAUCAGAUCCUUUUUUAAAUAACCCAUCCAUGUGACUUAUACAACAUUAUACAUAAUUUCUGUAACUAACCUUUUAUCAAGUUGAUGCAUUAAAAUAAAAUGUUCCAUUACCAGCCUUUUUAAUAAAAAUCUUUGUGUGUAAUAUAAAUAAAUCACUUUCAUUCCUAUACAGACACUGCA
Molecule: messenger RNA, 1298 nt
Organism: Pezoporus flaviventris
Lineage: Eukaryota; Metazoa; Chordata; Aves; Psittaciformes; Psittacidae
Gene: ATG3
Product: autophagy related 3
Exons: 12
Coding region: 148-1092 (314 amino acids)
Biological process (GO): autophagy of mitochondrion; nucleophagy; autophagosome assembly
Cellular component (GO): cytosol; cytoplasmic ubiquitin ligase complex
Molecular function (GO): Atg8-family ligase activity
Source: RefSeq, a predicted model, not a curated record